This is a messenger RNA of Arachis ipaensis, 891 nucleotides long. It is a transcript of the gene ATGP4, whose product is annotated as Ubiquitin family protein. Gene Ontology annotation, molecular function: protein binding. The record is from RefSeq and is a predicted model, not a curated record. Lineage: Eukaryota; Viridiplantae; Streptophyta; Magnoliopsida; Fabales; Fabaceae.
AAACACUAUCGAAGAAGAAAAGGGAAGAGGAAGAAGAAGAGCAUUUUCGCUUCGCUCCCAAAUCAGAGAAGUCAAACAAGUCUUCCUCUGAGAGAAUCACUCAUCCACGAAGAUCCACUUCAAUUGAAAAUUUUUAGGAACUUGGGUUUGGAGAAGAAAAGUGAAUAGUGAAGAAGAAGAAAUUGAAAUUGAAGUGAAAUGCCGGAAGAGGAGUUGGUGGACAUAAAGUUCAGAUUGUACGAUGGGUCUGAUAUGGGGCCAUUCAGGUACUCUUCAGCAGCCACAGUUGAUGUUCUUAAACAAAGGGUUGUCUCAGAUUGGCCAAAAGGCAAAACAGUCACCCCAAAGGCAGCAAAUGAAGUGAAAUUGAUUAAUUCUGGUAAAAUAUUGGAAAACAACAAGACUGUUGGUCAAUGUAAAGUACCAUUUGCUGAUGUUGCAGGCGGUGUCAUAAUAAUGCAUGUUGUUGUACAGCCAUCUCCUGCAAAAACAAAACCUGAAAAGAAGAUAGAUGAUUCACCCAAGAAGAUUGUCUGUGCUUGUUCCAUUUUGUGAGGACAAUCUGGUUUCAUAUUUUGGGACAUCCUCAAUCCUUAAUUCAUCAGUAUCAAGUAUCAUCACCACUGGUAAACUACAGAAAUCAUCAAUAUGCUUGGACCAAAAAAAAAAGAAAAAAAAAAGAAACAAACUCUUGUGUUUUCAGUUUUCAACAUUCAAUGUGUAAAGUAUGUGUAUACAUAUAUAGUUUUUUAUAAUAUUAUAUUAUGAUGAUGGAGGAUACCCUAUCACAAAAAAGAAGUGUCUUAGUAGUUGUGACUUUCUCAAAAAAUGUCAUUCUUUUAUUACUAAGUUCUGAAGAAUUGAUGAUGACAUAAUAGCCACUUAUUGCUA